Molecule: messenger RNA, 930 nt
Organism: Vollenhovia emeryi
Lineage: Eukaryota; Metazoa; Arthropoda; Insecta; Hymenoptera; Formicidae
Product: transient receptor potential cation channel protein painless-like
Exons: 1
Coding region: 1-930 (309 amino acids)
Biological process (GO): transmembrane transport; monoatomic ion transport
Cellular component (GO): membrane
Molecular function (GO): monoatomic ion channel activity
Source: RefSeq, a predicted model, not a curated record
AUGCCGCACGACGUUCUGAAGAAACACGAGGAACGUCGGUUAACUUGCGAGAUGGUAGUUUUUCAGUACAUAGCUGGCAAUAAUGAUCUUAAACACUUGCUGAAGCAUCCAACACUUUCAUCCUUUCUCGAUCUCAAGCGACAAAAUAUACGGUACAUUAUGUACGCGCAUUUAUUCCUCUACGCGAUGUUUUAUAUCCUGCUAAAUUUUUGCAUCUUGAGUACGUGUUUCAACAAUCCUGCAAAUAAAACGGAAAUAUUUAAUGAUAAUGUAACUUUAAAAAAUCCUCUGCAGAUCGUCUGCCAUCAGGACAUUUCUCGAUGGAUCCCCAUUAUCCUACUAUUACUGCUCUUUAUAUUUUGGGAGAUCCUUCAAAUCAUCUGUCCUUGGAACUAUUUGUUGAAGUUGACAAACUUGGAUAGCUUGUUGCACAACAUGCUGAUUUUACUGACGGUCGCUCUGAUAUGCGGGGCGUAUCAGGUCGGCACUUUACUGAUCCUAUUGUCCGCCUACAAACUAAUCAUACUGAUCAGCCAUCAUACAGAUAGGUCCACCAGCAUUGAAAUGUUCCGAACGGUCUCUAGAAACUAUAUGCGUUUAUUUUUUCCGCACGUGCUUUUCGUCAUUGCGUUCGCCCUGGUUUUCUAUACACUCUUCAAGGAUAACACGAACUUUUCUGAUCCCAUGCAUUCGAUCUUCAAGACCAUCGUUAUGCUUACCGGCGAGCUUGACACAAACGAAAUCCCGUUUGUUGCGCACCCCUUUUGGAGCCGUUUUGCGUUCAUACUGUUCAUCUUCUUCAUCGUUAUCGUGUUAGUUAAUCUACUCAACGGCUUGGCGGUCAACGACACCACCGAGAUCUUGAGCAACGCCGAGCUAAUCGGACUAAAAUUUCCACAAUACGCACAAUCGCCUAUCUCUAAAACAUGA